AUUUAAUCAGUAUGAUAAUAUUGAGUGGUAAAGAAACUUUUCUUUGGAUAUUUACAUUUCAACCAUUAUUAUUACAAGAUACGUAUGGUUUUGGUUCAACAACAGACACUGUUAUUAGAAUGGAUGGUAUCCAUUAUGAUUGUGGUUGUAUUUUACGUGAAACGGGUGAUUUAAUGCAGUAUUCUAAUAGAGUAAUACGACCAAAUGCUAUGAAUAUACCAUCAAUUUAUGUUACUUAUUUUUUAACAUUUGGCUGUUUAGCUUGGCAUGUGUUAUUAUAUGAAAAUAGUGUAGAAAACUUGUAUGGUCCAGUUUUAUCAAGAAAUGCUAUAGAUGCUACAGAUGAAAUACGCUAUCGUAUUGUUGAUACAAAUGUUCGUACACGUUUAUGUCAUUUUAUACGAGCUAGAUUAUUAUCAACAAUGAAUUUUUUAUCAAUACGUUCGACUAAAGAUGAUGCAUGUCUUAUUCUAAAUCGAUGUUUUGAACAAUUUGCUAUGUUAAAAUUAAAUACACAUGAUGUUCAAUAUCAAUGGAUAAAGCCAAUAUUUCGAACAUCAGAAGAAGAAUUAAAAGCUGAAGAAAAUUUUCAAAAUCAAAUAUUUUAUCCGGUUUAUUAA
Didymodactylos carnosus is the source of this 620-nucleotide messenger RNA. Lineage: Eukaryota; Metazoa; Rotifera; Eurotatoria; Philodinida; Philodinidae. The record is from the annotation of a GenBank genome assembly.